Molecule: messenger RNA, 594 nt
Organism: Cuscuta campestris
Lineage: Eukaryota; Viridiplantae; Streptophyta; Magnoliopsida; Solanales; Convolvulaceae
Source: the annotation of a GenBank genome assembly
AGGAAAAAAGAUCCCAAAUAAAAAAGAAAGAAGAUAUAGAAAUAUAAUUAAAGCUGCUGCCAACCAAUGGAUAUCUCUUCCUCCUCCUCCUUAGAAAGGGUUGGUUAUGUUCAGUGCAAUUUCUGCAACACUAUUCUCGCGGUGAGUGUUCCGGGGUGCAGCAGUAUAUUCAGUUUGGUGACAGUGAGAUGUGGGCACUGUUGUAAUUUGCUCUCUGUGACUAUGCCAUCUGCUAACAAUUUGCUUCAUCCCCCUCUCCCUCUUCAACAUUUCAUCCUCCACCAGCACCGGAGAAAAGGCAGCGAGUCCCUUCUGCUUACAAUCAAUUCAUCAAGGAGGAGAUCCAAAGGAUAAAAGCCUGCAAUCCUGAUAUUAGCCACCGCCAAGCUUUCAGCACUGCUGCUAAAAAUUGGGCACAUUAUCCUCAUAUCCAUUAUGGGAUAAAUGUUGAAAACAAGCAAGACAAUUUAGAUCAUGUUGUCGGAGGAGAAGCGGCUCAGAAAUCCCUUGGUCUCUGCUAAGAAAGGAUAUUAUAUUUCAAUACUGUCCCAAUUUAUUAUUUGAAUUUAUUGUUAAUACAUUUGUUUGUACGUG